Coccidioides immitis RS is the source of this 675-nucleotide messenger RNA. RefSeq lists its product as uncharacterized. The coding region runs from base 1 to 675 and encodes 224 amino acids. NCBI's taxonomy places the organism in Eukaryota, Fungi, Ascomycota, Eurotiomycetes, Onygenales, Onygenaceae. The record is from RefSeq and is a predicted model, not a curated record. The transcript is spliced from 2 exons.
AUGUCCAAGGCCUCAGACUCUGGCAACAUUCAACACAGGUUAGUGGAGCUGGCACUCAGGAGUAAAGAUGAAGAUGCAUACCAGCCAGAGCUCAGUAAGAGCAGUGAAGAUGAAGAUAAUGAGAAUACCAGCAACCUGGAUGAACAUUCAGCAGGUAGUGCACCAGUUGCCAAUGCCCAGACUUCUGAUUCAGAACAUGAACAUCCACAGAAAGAGUUCUGGUGCAAGCAGUUCUAUCUGCUAUUAUUCCUGUGUGAUCUGGGGUCCAUGAUGCUAGAGCCACAUCAGUGCUCCCCACUUCACUGCCAGGGUCUGCUCUACUGCCAGUUCUACAACACCAUCAAGAAGAUCUUCAUGGCCAGCAAGCAUUCCCUGUUUGCAAAUGAGAACCUGGACACAUUGGCUCUGGAUCUCAGGCUGGUACAGAUUUGGCAGCAUAUCAGAAAGGCCAUCAGCCAUUCCCCUCUGGCCUUGCUGCGCGCAUACAUCUACACCAAGCAACAGUGCCAUGUCAUCAUUUCUGACUGCUGCCAUGGAUCAAAUUCUCUGGGAAAGCAAUCUAGCCAAUCAUCCCACAGUUGUGCCUCAAUGCCCAGUGCUCUUUCUCAACUAUCACACCAACCAGCUUCUGAGGUGGCUGCAGUGGAACAACAACAAGCUGUGUACUGGAUUUGA